This is a messenger RNA of Aplysia californica (California sea hare), 659 nucleotides long. RefSeq lists its product as uncharacterized. The record is from RefSeq and is a predicted model, not a curated record. Lineage: Eukaryota; Metazoa; Mollusca; Gastropoda; Aplysiida; Aplysiidae.
GGCUCAGAAACUUGAGUCGUCGUCCUUUCCCAGAUCUGUGCAGUCAGCCCCAGCUGUGUUCUGUUUGGUCAACAUUAUGUCUUCUCUGAGUCUGAAGGGCCGUGUGGCCAUCAUCACAGUACGGUAUCGCUAAAGGCACUCUGGACAACUUCACAAAGGCUGCAUCCAACGAGUGGGGACCAGCUGGGAUCAGGGUCAAUUCUGUCAGUCCGGGCGCCGUCAUGACUCCAUUGGUAACUUCACUGGUCGGAAACAACCAGGACAUGAUCAAAAAGAUGGCUGAAAUGCAGGGCAAGCUACACGCGCUCCAGCGACUGGGUGAGCCAGAGGAGAUAGCCGAGGGCGUGGCCUUCCUCGCUUCUGACGCUGCCAGUUUCGUGAGCGGCACUGUCCUGUUUGUGGAUGGGGGUAGGCACUGUUUCCCUGGGAGUGUUACUGGCUCCAAGAGUGGAAAAUCUCCCUUCUAAACAUGUGUGUCUGCUUGCUGUGAGGUGAGACCACGGCCUGGUUGCGUCAACAUAAUUUGCUGUCUUGACGGCGGGACCAAGUGUACCGCCCAGCAGGUCACAUGGGAUGAAGAAACCUUCAAAAAGUGAGGUGUUCAUUUUGUUGUAAAUACCCACAAUAAAGUUGUUUGUGCUACUUUUUCCUUUUGACAA